This is a messenger RNA of Leptonychotes weddellii (Weddell seal), 786 nucleotides long. The record is from RefSeq and is a predicted model, not a curated record. Lineage: Eukaryota; Metazoa; Chordata; Mammalia; Carnivora; Phocidae.
GCAUGCGCAAGGUAAGUGCAGCGGCCAGUGGCGUCACCGCUGGACAUGCUGGGGCUGGGCGGUUUCUGGCUCUUGUGGCGGCGACCUCCUGCAGCGGGGGUCCCAGCGAAGAACCUCCGCUUCAGGAAGGUCGCCUCCGGCGUCUCUCCCCCGGGCAGCACCUCGCCCAGAGCCCUAAAUAUCUUCGACCGGGAUUUGAAGAGGAAACAGAAAAACUGGGCGGCCCGGCAGCCUGAGCCGAUGAAGUUUGACUACCUGAAGGAGGAGGUUGGAAGUCGGAUUGCAGACCGUGUGUAUGACAUAGCCAGAAAUUUUUCCCUUGCUUUGGAUGUUGGUUGUGGAAGAGGUUACAUAGCACAGCAUUUGAAUAAGGAAACUGUUGGAAAGUUUUUCCAAGUAGACAUUGCAGAAAAUGCUUUGAAAAAUAUCUUAGAAAUGGAAAUUCCUACUGUUAGUGUUUUAGCUGAUGAAGAGUUCCUUCCCUUCAGAGAAAAUACAUUUGACCUGGUGGUUAGCAGUUUAAGUUUACACUGGGUGAAUGACCUUCCUAGAGCGCUUGAACAGAUUCAUUACGUUUUAAAACCAGAUGGAGUGUUUAUUGGCGCAAUGUUUGGAGGUGACACACUCUAUGAACUUCGGUGUUCAUUACAGUUAGCAGAAACAGAAAGGGAAGGAGGAUUUUCUCCACACGUUUCUCCUUUCACUGCUGUCAAUGACUUAGGACAUCUGCUUGGGAGAGCUGGCUUUAAUACACUGACUGUGGUAACUAUCAAGAGAGUUGAUUAA